GAAAAACUUUUCAACCACAUCUUUUCCUCUUCCUUUUACUUUUAUUCCAUUAUAUUUCAUACUCAACCACUCAAAUGUCUAUUCACGAGUGCUCUCAGCAAAUGGAAUGCUUCCUGCGUGAACUUCCAAAGUGUGAGCACCACCUCCACUUAGAAGGGACGCUUGAGCCAGAUCUCUUGUUUCCAUUGGCCAGUAGAAACAACAUUCAGCUCCCAGAUAACUUCCCGAAGACUGUCGAAGAGUUGAAUAAGAGAUACAGCCAGUUUGCAGAUCUCCAGGACUUUUUAGACUUUUACUACAUUGGAACAAAUGUGCUGGUUCAGGAAGACGACUUCUUCGAUUUAGCAUGGGCUUACUUCCAAAGGGCCAAGAGUGACGGGCUGUGGCACUGUGAGGUGUUCUUUGACCCACAAUCACAUACAGAAAGAGGGAUCGAUCUUGACGUCGUUGUGAAGGGAUUUCAAAGGGCUUGUGACAAGGCUCAAAGUGAGCUGGGUAUCACAACUCAGCUCAUCAUGUGUCUUUUGAGACACUUGCCUUCACAAUCAGGCUUAGCCACUAUUGAGUCUGCAAGGGAACAUAUAGCGAAUGGUACAAUUCAUGCCUUGGGGUUGGACUCUGCAGAAAAACCAUUCCCACCGCAGCUGUUCUGUGACUGUUAUUCUAGGGUUAAGGAGAUCAACCCAAGUAUCCAAUUGACUGCACACGCAGGUGAAGAAGGUGACGCAGAUUUUGUGACAAAUUCCCUUAAUCUAUUGAAUGUCACUAGAAUAGAUCAUGGGAUCAACUCGGUCCAUGACGAUAUACUUAUUAAGAGAUUGAGCGAUAAUCAGACUUUGCUCACAGUCUGUCCGCUCUCCAACGUCAAGUUACAAGUCGUCAAGGAUGUUUCAGAGUUACCAUUACAGAAGUUGCUCGAUGCCAAUGUUCCAUUCAGUCUAAACUCUGACGAUCCCGCAUACUUUGGAGGUUACAUCUUAGACAACUAUGUAGCCGUACACACAAGAUUCGGGUGGUCUAUAGACACAUGGGCUCAGGUUGCCGUGAAUGCUAUCAACGGUUCUUGGUGUCAUCAAGACCGCAAGGAUGAGAUACUAAGGGAAAUUGCCAACGUUGUUGAGAAGCAUAGACCAAUUAUAGAGAAAAUUAGUGCAUGAUUAGAAUAUAUUAAAGGACAAAAGCGAUAAAUCAUUUAGAGAUCAACUCAUCGUAUUGACCACCAUUCAACUCUUCAAAAAACUCUGUCGUAGCACUGCUGAAUCUCUUGAGACCUUCAAUUAGAGCGUCAUUAUCACUGACUGCAGCAAUCGUGGUUCUAAUAAAAUUACCGUUUUUGAUAG
Williopsis jadinii is the source of this 1340-nucleotide messenger RNA. It is a transcript of the gene AAH1, whose product is annotated as adenine deaminase. The record is from RefSeq and is a predicted model, not a curated record. Gene Ontology annotation, molecular function: adenine deaminase activity. Gene Ontology annotation, cellular component: nucleus; cytosol. The coding region runs from base 102 to 1157 and encodes 351 amino acids. The transcript has a single exon. Gene Ontology annotation, biological process: adenine catabolic process; purine ribonucleoside monophosphate biosynthetic process; hypoxanthine salvage. NCBI's taxonomy places the organism in Eukaryota, Fungi, Ascomycota, Saccharomycetes, Phaffomycetales, Wickerhamomycetaceae.